AUGAAAAAAACAAAUUUAGGUAAACGAUCAGCAAAAAUACAACGAAAUACUUCAUUUUCAUCACAAACUUCAUCAUCUUUAGCACAAACCUCAUUACUUUCAAAUUAUGGACCUCUGGAUAACUUUAUAACACGACCUCUAUCUAAAGUUAUUGAACUUUUUAAGUUUUUGAAUCUACUGGUUAAAUUAUCUGAUAGAAAAACAUUAUCAGAUAAAAUUUUACAUGAAGCUGUUACAGAUCUUAAUAAUACAAUAAUUGAGAAAUUGAAAUCAGAUAGAAUUGGAAUUACAUUAUCCUUUGAUGCAAUGGAUGUAAGUGGUGAACGUCACAAAACUGAUGAUGUUAUUACAAAAACAGAAGAAAUGAUUAUAGAUAUUAGAGAAUUGUUACUGAUAGUGUAUCAGCAUAUAAUGCUACAAGGAGAUACUCGAUGGAAUAGCUAUCUUACUUGUUGUUCAAGUAUAAAGGUAACCAAAAAUAUUUUAUGGUCUUUAGCUACUAAAUUUGAACCAUCUCAAUUAAAUACUCGUCAUCAAUCAAAUGAUCCAUUAACUAUUUCCCAAGAUAUUUAUUCAAUUAUUAUGAAUGAAAAUUUUUGA
This is a messenger RNA of Diversispora eburnea, 600 nucleotides long. The record is from the annotation of a GenBank genome assembly. Lineage: Eukaryota; Fungi; Glomeromycota; Glomeromycetes; Diversisporales; Diversisporaceae.